AUGGCGUCGUCUGCGCGCCGAGCAGCUGCCGAGUCGAGCGACCCGAGCAGCAAGCGCUUUCGUUCUAUUGUCAGCGACAGCGCACAAGCAGCGGUAGUCAAACACCAGCCCUGGCAGCUGGUCUGCCUGGCCUCGUGUUUCGUGAUCAGCGUGGUCGUCAUGAUGGGCUUCGGCGCCGCGUCCGUCUCCGGCUCUCCGCACCGCUCGCUGUCCACCACCGCCGUGCCUCGACGUAGCGUCGGCCGUGCCAGAGGUGCGCUCACGUGGUGGUACUUCGGCACAAACACUCACGCUGGAGCGGCGACGGCGACGAACACGACCAUCGGAAACGUUCUACCGAGACUUCGAUCAGGAGACGAAGAAACCUCCGACCAGGAGUCGUCGAUCGAGACUAUGCGCAACAUGAAGCACGUCGUGAACGCUCCGCUGCUUCCGCCGGAGCCAGUGAACGCCGGCAUUCAGAAACACGGGUCUGAGCAAGGCGCGCAGGUGGCCGAGAAAAAUGCUACGGACGCGACGAAUCCCGGGACGACGCGCCUUCCAAGUACACCGACCGUGCACGGGACGCGCCGCGUUGGCCUGGAAGGUUCCACUCCCAUUCACUACGUUUUGGAGAUCGAGCCAAGCAUGGACGAAGCGACCAACUUUUCGUUCAACGGAACCGUCACCAUCACUUUCGUGUGCCGUAAGCGCACGGACAAGAUAGCGCUACACGCCGCGCCCGGAUUGGCAGUGGAUGUGCUCAACGUCGUGGCCACCUUUAGGAGCGUCCAGAAGCCGCUGCGCAUCGACAACACGUCUCGCAACGUAAUCGAGGACCUGUACCACAUUCGACUGAGAGAGCAGCUGCACAGGAACGAACGCUACAACGUGACCCUGCGCUUUUCGGGUACGGUGGGCACGGAGCCCAAAGGACUGUACCGGGUCGGCUACAUCGAUGCACCCGGAAAGCGACACAAGUGGGCUCUUCUCACGAAAAUGCGUCCCACGUACGCACGUAGGGUGUUUCCUUGUUUCGACGACCCUUCAGUGACGGCCAGCUUUGACAUUACCAUCGUGCACAAGAAGGCAGUCAACGCUGUGUCCAACAUGCCAGUCUAUAGGACGGAAAGAAGGACGCCAGACCUUGUGGCCGACACUUUUGCCAGGACGCCGAGGAUACCAACGCUGCUCAUCGCCAUGACGCUGAACGACUUUCCGUCCUUCGGCAAGGGCACGAUGAGGGUUUGGACUCGUGCGUCGGCUACGGCCCUGGCACAAAAACUGGCUCUGGACGUUGUGCCAAAAUUACUCGAGCAUUACGAAGAUUAUUAUGAAACGAAGUAUCCGAUGCCGAAACUGGAUAUCGUGAUCAUUUCCAACUGCUCCAUUGACACGUCCGGCUACUUUGGAUUGAUCUUCAUGAAAGAGCCGACGUUCGUCCUUCAGAAUCCACGAAAGACGAUGGCCAAGGAUGCUUUGCAGCGGUUGUCGGCUUUAGCUCACGCCGUAUCGGCGCAGGUGAGUUUGUGCGUUCACACUGACUUCAAUCUAUAG
Molecule: messenger RNA, 1536 nt
Organism: Rhipicephalus sanguineus (brown dog tick)
Lineage: Eukaryota; Metazoa; Arthropoda; Arachnida; Ixodida; Ixodidae
Product: aminopeptidase N-like
Exons: 5
Coding region: 1-1536 (511 amino acids)
Biological process (GO): peptide catabolic process; proteolysis
Cellular component (GO): cytoplasm
Molecular function (GO): peptide binding; zinc ion binding; metalloaminopeptidase activity
Source: RefSeq, a predicted model, not a curated record